GUUUCUGUGUUUAGCUUAUGGCUGUUUUACUUGUCAUUCAGACAUCCCAGGAAUUCAACACGACUACGAACCAACCAGCUCGACACAACAAGGACAUUUUAGGUCAAAACCGUGUCCUUGUCGCCGCGAAAGGUCGAGGAGACGUCGUUUUGUCGUCAAAAUAGGACAAGUGUCGAGGAAAGCGGCAGUUACAGGCACUGCAGCAUGCAGAUGUGAAGUCAGAUCCCUGCGACCCUCUGCUGCAACCCUGGACUGAGUGACAUCCUCUUCAUCCCCUUCACUGUCAUCAUACAUGCUCUUACAUGAAGAGAGGGGAGAAACCCGAAGGAUACAGACAGAUGAGGCCCAAAACGUUCCCUGCCAGCAACUACAGCGGCAACAGCCAGCAAAUGCUGCAGGAAAUAAGGAACAGCCUGCGCAACCUGUCCAAACCCUCUGACCCACCUAAAGUGGACAUAGGUGGAGCUGGGAAAAUGCUUCCCGAGGAUCCAAGGCAGCAAGGACGCUGCAGCAACCCCAAAAACCCCUACCAUAAGGCCUUACAGGAGAUCCGGAAAUCCUUGAUGCCCUUUGCCAAUGAGCCUAACACUUCAGGCCCUGAGGUGAACAAACACAUGUUACUGGAACCCCCAUGUGCAGGAUUCGAGGAGCUAAACAACAGUCGCAUUAUGGGGGUGGCUAUAGACUACAUGGGUAAGGUGACCUACCAGGACUCGAUGAGGGAACAGAUGGCUGCUGCCAACCCCAACACUACAGGCCACAAAGCCCCAGGUGCUUCCCAUAUGCAACAGUCUGUGCUGAGGAGGCCGAGCUGGAAAGGCUCUAAGGAGUCUCUGGCUCCUCGACAUGGUCCUAUCAUGGUAGAUGGAAUGAUGUACCGCUCUGACAGCCCUGGACCACCCCCUACCUUCCCACAGGGUCACCUUGCUAACAGCCAGAGAGUCAACCCUCCACUGCCGCCUCAGGUGCGCAGUGUGACACCUCCACCGAACCGCGGUGCCAUGCCUCCUGCAACGUCCUGGGACAGCAACCCAUCAACCAAGCGCUACUCUGGUAACAUGGAUUACAUUGUUCCCCGCAUCUCUCCGGUACCCCAGGGGGCCUGGCCUGAUGGGUACCCAGCCGCAGCACCUCAGAAUCAGCGCGGGAUGAGCCCAGUGUCUGUUGGCCACCAGCCCAUCAUAAUGCAAAGCUCUGGAGGAAGUAAGUUCACCUUCCCCUCCAACUGGUCUCAGAAUGGCUCCCCUCAGCCAGACUACAUGGCGGGGGGCAGCCGACAGCCCCCUCCCCCUUACCCGGUCAACCAGAGCAGCCGGCACAGUCCCACUGAUCAGCAGAUGCAGGCAGGAGGACCUGCAUCCUCUCCCUCUUACGUCAACGGCGGAAACAUCCCCCAGUCCAUGAUGGUUCCUAACCGGAACAGCCACAACCUUGACAUGUGCAACAUAGGUCCUCCUCAAUCCUGGUCUCAACCCCCUCUGGCCCCUAACCAGUCACAGUCUUCCUCCGGCAACAGCAGCAACCAGGAUCUGUCCCCAUCAUGGCAGCACAACAUGCCGGUCCGCUCCAACUCCUUCAACAACCACCAGCUGAAUGGCAGAGCGGCCCACCCAGCCAGCUCUCAGCCCUCAGCCACCACAGUCACUGCCAUCACCCAGGCUCCCAUCCUGCAGCCAGUCAAAAGCAUGCGUGUUCACAAACCUGAGUUACACACUGCCGUUGCACCCACACACCCUCCGUGGUUGCAGCAGGCUCCACCCCCCCCGGCUGCACCUGCCUACCCAGAACCCGCAGCUCCUGUUCCUCAGAUCCCUGUAGUAGCAGAGGUACCCAGCUACCAGGGUCCCCCUCCGCCCUACCCUAAACACCUCCUCCAGCAGGCAGCUGCACCCUUCCCCCCGGCAUACGAUCCAGGCGCCGGUAAGCUCAGCUCUGGCAGGGACGAGCCAGCUGAGGAGGAAGGCAGCGGCGCUGACAACGCCAGAGACAAGACGGCAGAAAACCCCAAAAGCACCACAGUGACGGAGAAGGAGAAGAAACAGAUCACAACAUCGCCUGUUCCUGUCCGCCGUAACAAGAAGGACGAGGAGCGGAGGGGGGAGUCGGGCAGAAUCGCACUGUACUCCCCUCAGGCUUUCAAGUUCUUUAUGGAGCAACAUGUGGAGAACAUCCUAAAGAACCAUCAACAGCGGAUCAGAAGGAGGAAACAACUGGAAAGUGAGAUGCAAAGGGUGGGUUUGUCUUCAGAAGCCCAGGAGCAGAUGCGUAUGAUGCUCUGUCAGAAAGAGUCCAACUACAUCCGGCUAAAGCGAGCCAAGAUGGAUAAGUCCAUGUUCAAACGAAUCAAGACCCUCGGCAUCGGCGCUUUUGGUGAGGUGUGUCUGGCAAGAAAAGAGGACACAGGAGCGCUGUACGCCAUGAAAACUCUUCGUAAGAAGGAUGUGCUGCUGAGGAACCAGGUGGCCCACGUGAAGGCUGAAAGGGAUAUCCUGGCUGAGGCCGACAAUGAGUGGGUCGUGCGUCUCUACUACUCUUUCCAAGACAAGGACAACCUGUACUUCGUCAUGGAGUACAUCCCUGGAGGCGACAUGAUGAGCCUUCUCAUCCGGCUCGGCAUCUUCAGAGAAGAGCUGGCUCAGUUUUACAUCGCAGAGCUCACCUGCGCUGUGGAGAGCGUCCACAAGAUGGGCUUCAUCCACCGGGACAUCAAGCCUGAUAACAUCCUCAUAGAUCGAGACGGACACAUAAAGCUGACCGAUUUUGGCCUUUGUACUGGGUUCCGCUGGACACAUGACUCCAAAUAUUACCAGAGUGGGGACCAUGUGAGGCAGGACAGCAUGGACUUCAGUAAGGAAUGGGAAGACCCAGCUAACUGCCGCUGUACGGACCGUCUGAAGCCUCUGGAGAGGAGGAAGGCCCGGCAGCACCAGCGCUGCCUGGCUCAUUCACUGGUGGGGACGCCCAACUACAUAGCACCAGAGGUGCUGCUCCGAACAGGAUACACCCAGCUCUGUGAUUGGUGGAGCGUCGGCGUCAUCCUGUACGAAAUGGUCGUUGGACAGCCUCCCUUCUUGGCGACCACACCCCUGGAGACGCAGCUGAAGGUGAUCAACUGGAAGAGCACGCUGCACAUUCCCCCGCCAGCCAAGCUCAGCCCGGAGGCGUCGGAUCUCAUAGUCAAACUGUGCCGCGGCCCCGAGGACCGCCUCGGUAAGAACGGUGCCGACGAAAUCAAAGCUCAUCCUUUCUUCAGGACCAUCGACUUCUCCAGCGACCUGAGACAGCAGGUGGCGCCCUACAUCCCCACCAUCGCCCACUCCACAGACACCUCCAACUUCGACCCCGUGGACCCGGACAAACUGUGGAGCAGCGACAGUGACGGCGAGGACAACCACAACGACACCCUCAACGGCUGGUUCCGCAACGGCAAACACCCCGAACACGCCUUCUACGAGUUCACCUUCCGCCGCUUCUUUGACGACAACGGCCACCCGUACAGCUGCCCCAAACCCAUCGAGUAUGAGGGCUAUAACGAGGACGAGGUGGACUCGGAGGGCCCGGUGCGGGAGGCAGCCGGUAGCUCAGUGACACAGGGCCGAGACCUGGUCUACGUCUAGCACUUGGGGCCAGCUGAGCCGCUUGUACAAAAUGAGUUUGCGGAGGGUGAUUGUGCGUGUGACGGGGGUUGCUAUGGUACAGCAUUAAAAAUCUUAAACAUAGGAAAAUAUGUUUGUAGGAUCAGUCAGAACACUCAAUCAAUAGACUUUAAUGUUAAUACAAAAAAAAAAAAUGACACUACAAGUUAAAGGAAUGGUUUGACAUUUUGGGAAAAACACGACAAUUAGCUUUUCUUGCCGAGAGUUAGAUGAGAACGUCGACGUGUUGCUCAUGUUUGUACGGUAAAUAUGAAGCUACGGCUAGCAGCUGGUCAGCUGAGCACAAAGACUGGAAACGGGGAACAUUUGCUCUGUUCAACGGCCACAAAAUCAGCCCACCUGCCCCUUUAAAGCUCAACCGAAAAAGAUUAUAUUCAUUAUCGACCAUUCGUUUUGCUUAUAUGUCACUAAAUGGUAAAAAAUGUUAAUGCCAGUCAUAAUUUUUGUCCUGGCAAGGUGACGUAUCCAGAUGUCUUGUUUUGUCCAACCAACAGUCCAGAACCCAGAGAUAUUCAGUUUGGUCACAUAAUAGAAAGAAAAGCAUCAAAUCCUCAGAUUGAGAUGAUUGAGAUCCUCAGAUGAGAAUUUUGUAUGGAUCAAACAAACAAGAUUUAAUUUGUUAUGUAGUGGGUUGGCCUUGGUGGCGUGGUGAGCGCUAUCGGUCUUCUCAUCAAACCUCCCAAAAAAAAAAAAAAAUGUUGAACUGUUCCUUUAAUGUGUUAGAGGUACACUGUAUGAUGCACGCUGCCUGAAAAUCUUCAGAGGAAUCGAAAGCAGAAAAAAAAAAAAGAAAUAAUAAUCAGGGUGCUCUCCUCUGACGACUUAUCGCAAACCCCCCCUUAAAGCCUUAAUUUAUUUCAGAAAAUUGUAACCGGUGACGCUAGUGUAGAUGCUGCUUGAGUGUGGGAAUUCUUCUGUUGGAAUUACGUUUAUUGGUUAAAAAAAGAAAAAGAAAAAAAAAGUCUUAAUUUAUAUUUUAAUGUCUGUUGCAAUGGGGGAUUUAGUGUUGUGACUCAUAGAAAUUUGCAGGGAUAAAUUGCUCUAAUUAUUCAUUGCUGUGCCUUUUUUGAUCUUUUUUUUUUGUUUGUUUGUCUUUCACCAAAUAUAAAGAGGGUUAAUAAUCAGACUGGCAUUUAAAAUGAGAGUAGCAGUAGCGUGAUUGAACUACAGUAGGUUUUUUGUUGUUUUAUUUUUCUAAUUUAUACCUAAAACGUAUUUAUAAAUUAAGUUGUACACAGUUGAUGUAAAUAUUUUUCUCUUCCCUGUCAGCUGAUUUGUUAUUUUUUGUUUUGUUUUGGUUUUUUUUUCCUUAGGGCAGGCCCUCGUCAGUGUCCACUGCUGAAGCCUUCUGUCUUUUGUGUCGUGCGUUUCUCUCUUACACCCAAAAUCACUCGUUCACAGGACUCUAAAAUAGAUUUAAUGUCUUUUUGUAAAACUUUCUUUCAUUGCCGUUCUCGUCUCUCAACCAAAGCACUAAAUAGGUGGGUUUUUACUUUUUCUUUUUUUUUUUUUGGCAAUAACCCACAUUUAGAAAAUAACGAUCACAAGACCAUGAAAUUAAUGUUUAUGGCGAUGCUACAGUGUCAAACCAGAAAUGCCUUGCUUUUAGGUACCGUAUCACUUCAUUCUGUAGUACUCGGCUUUUGUUUGCAAGGACCCAGGGGGAAGCUUGAAACCCAGUUCCUUCAAAGUAGUUUUCCCAUUUCCCGUCUUUGAGAAACGCUACGGCCGACCGCCACGCGUUGAGUCUUUUCGUGCCUCUGUACUGAAAACAGAAAAGAAAAACUGGAUCGAUGGGCCGACAGUGGAGAGAACGGCUCUCCAUAACAUAUCAUGAUGGUGAUUUUUUUUUUGGUAACCCGCUGUACUUUUCUUUGUGUUUAGGAAAAAGAUCUCUGAAUGUAGUUAUUAUGGACUUAAUGGUGACCACUGGCAUUCUGCACUGGUUUUGUGUUUUCAUUGUAAGUGAGAGAUUUUUAUUUUUGUGUACAUUAUUGCUCUGGGAGGUUUGGGUACAGGGAAGAGGGUGAUAAAUAAAGAAUGUAAAGAACAAAUCAUG
Xiphias gladius (swordfish) is the source of this 5715-nucleotide messenger RNA. It is a transcript of the gene lats1, whose product is annotated as large tumor suppressor kinase 1. The transcript is spliced from 8 exons. Gene Ontology annotation, molecular function: protein serine/threonine kinase activity; ATP binding. The coding region runs from base 303 to 3617 and encodes 1104 amino acids. Gene Ontology annotation, biological process: positive regulation of apoptotic process; peptidyl-serine phosphorylation; hippo signaling. NCBI's taxonomy places the organism in Eukaryota, Metazoa, Chordata, Actinopteri, Istiophoriformes, Xiphiidae. The record is from RefSeq and is a predicted model, not a curated record.